CGGCUACAAGGGACAUCCGGGAGCUGCAUUGCGUGAGAGACUGUGUGUGUGUGUCUGUCUCCGUCACCCAUCACAGCGCGGACUCUCAUUACCAGUCCGGUAGAAGAAGAAGAGGAGGAGGAGGAGGCGACGAGGAAGAGGGAAGGAGCUCAGCGGCUCGUGUUUAUUUAGUCCGACAGACGAACCAGGGGCAGCAUGUCCGCUCAGCCCGGUGAGGAGCCAGGUCCGGAGGGGAAGUGGUUCGGGGACGACCGUGAGAGGACCGACCCGUUCGGGGACACGGCGACCCGGUUCGACGAGCUCCGCGGGGGGGCGAGGGCGACCGACGACCCGGCGCAACGAUUCCAUCCCCGUCACCAGGACUACGGGAACAGGCCUCCCGUUGCUAUGGAGACUGCAUCCACAGAUGACCCCAUGUCUGGCCUGUUCAGGAAGCCUAUGAACGAUGACGGUGAUGUCUACACGUCCCUGCUGUCCAAUCAGAGCUUCACGUCGAGCCGGGAGUCCUCUUACCUGUCAGAAGACUUGAAGCCGUCCAAGUCCUCCACCGGCUCCUCUGCCCUGAAUGACUUCUCCAGCGACAACUACAGCUUCAGCUCCAACACCAAGAUGACCUCUGACCUGGUUGAUGACUUUCCAAAUUCUCUGAUGGGCUCGGAUAAGACCGAAUCCUACAACUACAUGGACAUCAGCCACGGAGACGAGCGCCAUGAGCAGCACAAGGUGCCUCCGCCCAGCCUGGUGGACCCAAGCCUGCCUAGCCGUGACUUGCUGGGAAGCUACAUGGACAACUACCGAGGAAGAGAUGAAGAGAAUGAAGAGGAUGAAGAGGAUGAAGAGGAUGAAGAGGAAGAAGAGGAAGAGGAGAAACUAGGUCCAGCGCUGGGCUCUCACUCUUUCCCGUACGUGGAGGAGCCCUCUGAUGAAGAGGUCUCAGAUUACCGCUCCUACCGAAACCUAGGCGGCACCCCCCAGACAGCCAGCCCAGUGAAGAUCACCCUGACUGAGUCCCACCCUCCGGCCGAGCCACAGCAGCGUCCUCCUGCAGUCAGUGUGUCCGAGCGUGAAAACGUCCUGAGUGUGGGCUUGCAGGGGGUUCCCACUGUCACCCUGUCAGAGCCAGAGGACGACAGCCCUGCUUCUACUCCCAAUGCUUCACCAACACAAAAGGAAUUCUCUUCCCAUGACAUGUUCAAGGCUGACACAGUGAAGCCUGCAGCUUCCAAAAGCAGCUCCGGCAUAAAGGCUGGCAACAGGGAGCCUGAUGGCAGCAGUGCCGAGUCUGGAGACUCAGAGAUCGAGCUGGUGUCUGAGGAGCCUCCCAAGGCCAGUAGUAACCCAUUUGCCCAGCUACCUAAAAGCAAGGGUGCUUUCAGCCAGCCUAACAACCCCUUUGACAAUCCCCCGGUCGCCAAGGGUGGUUUCGGCCUGGCAGGCAACCACGCUCCACCCACAGCCUACAGCAUUCUGAGAGAGGAGAGAGAGGCAGAGCUCGACAGUGACCUCUUCAUUGAGUCUGCGUCAGAGGAGAGCCCGAAGAGAGAGCAGGGCGUCAGUGGCCCCAAACUGGGUGUGAACCCUGCCUCUCCCCUAGUUCCCAGCACCGUCCCUCCCCGCAGCGCCGCUGAGGCCGUGCCAGCACCGUCCCUGGUCACAGAAAAGGUCAAGACCCAAGUGAAAACAGAGGAGGAUCGCUCCAGCAAGCCCAAGCCCCCCACUGCCGCCGUGCCCCCAGAGGUGCGACUGGAGAAGCCCCUUCAGGACAACAUGCACAGGCACACCACUGAAGGGAAAGAAGACCAAGAAAAACCUGGGGCAUCAGUGUUUCCAGUUCGUUUUAACAAACAAAAAGCUAUUGACCUGCUCUACUGGAGGAAUGUGAAGCAGUCCGGGGCCGUGUUCAGCAGCGUGCUCCUGCUCCUCUUCUCCCUGACCCAGUUCAGCGUGGUCAGCGUCGGGGCCUACUUAGCCCUGGCUGCCCUCUCCGCCACCGUCAGCUUCAGGAUCUACAAGUCUGUGCUGCAGGCCGUGCAGAAGACCGAUGAGGGGCAUCCUUUCAAAGGCUACCUGGAGCUGGAGAUCGCUCUAUCCCAGGACCAGAUUAGUAAAUAUGCCGACAAAAUCCUGCUCUACACCAACACCUGCAUGAAGGAGCUCCGCAGGCUGUUCCUCGUGCAAGAUCUGGUCGACUCCUUGAAGUUUGCUGUUCUGAUGUGGCUGCUGACCUACGUGGGCGCUCUCUUCAACGGCCUGACUCUGCUCAUCCUAGCUGUGGUCUCCAUGUUCACCAUGCCGGUGGUCUAUGAGAAACACCAGGCACAGAUUGAUCAGUAUGUGGGACUAAUACGGACCCAGGUCAACUCUGUGGUGGGGAAGAUCCAGGCAAAGAUCCCCGGGGCCAAGAGGAAGGAGGAGUAGGCCCGUCUGACUGUCUCGCCGAGAAGCUGACAGUCCAGUCCAGCUCAAGAGUCAAGCAGCUCGCUCACUGUAGAAGAGCCUGGUCGUCACCUGUGGGGCGUAGUGCUGUGUCAUCUUGGUGUUCUCUAAAAGCAUCCACUGGAGAAGCCGUCACCCUGUCUAUAGCAGUCUACACACUAACACACAAAGUCACACACACACAUGAUCUUAUUUCUAGGUAGACAGGUACACAACCUCGAAAAACAAAAAAAAGUAACUGACUUUUUUGUGUUGCUUAUUAGAAAGUGCAUGAAGUUGAGCCUUGGGUAAAUAAUAUUUGAUAUCUUUUUGUGCAGUUUUUCAAUGACGCUACGUUUUUUGCUCUGCAGUGCUUACCACAACCUGUACGGUUUGGCACAAAAAAAGCUAAAUGCCCACAGGCGCGCUUUGCUGCCGAUGUUAAAUACAGCUUCAUGUUUCUGAGUUAGCACUUGGGGCUUCUCUCGGUAUACGUCAAUAUAUAUAAAUAUCAAAAAUGAUUUCCUUUUUGGUGUUUCCAAGCACAAGAUAAUUUAACAGUAUGCGUCUUAGAUGUGGUUAUUGUAGGAUUUUUGCUUUUGUAUAACCAUAAGGAACACCACACACCCAUGUUUUAGGUACUGUUGUACAACUACUAUGAAGACAAGGAGUAUCUGUUGAUAUUUAGCUUGUUUGAAUAACUGUCCAACUUUGUACUAUGUUCAAAUAUACUCUGUAGUUCUCUAGACCCCCGGACUCUUUAACUAUUUGCACUUACAGUAUGUAUUUAAUUACAAGAAUAAGGAAAAUAAAUGUACCUUGAUGUAUAA
Molecule: messenger RNA, 3245 nt
Organism: Limanda limanda (common dab)
Lineage: Eukaryota; Metazoa; Chordata; Actinopteri; Pleuronectiformes; Pleuronectidae
Gene: rtn1a
Product: reticulon 1a
Exons: 9
Coding region: 196-2418 (740 amino acids)
Biological process (GO): brain development; endoplasmic reticulum tubular network formation; neuron differentiation
Cellular component (GO): neuron projection; postsynaptic density
Source: RefSeq, a predicted model, not a curated record